CUGACCAGUAAGCUUCAUUUCCCGCGUCCGCAUUCCAGCUAUAUUCUUUUCUUCUUCCUCUUCUUCCUUUCACAAAGACUCCUUCAAACACAUAACGCAACAACUAUUAACUAACAAAACCCACCUCAGCACUCAACCACUCAUUCUUUCUUUCAUUCACUCAUUCUCCACCGCCAUGCGCCUCCUCUACCCCCUCCUCCUCUUACCUCUCCUCUUCACCCUUUCCUUCUCUCAAACAUUCCCCAAAGGUUACUCCCUUAACUGCGGCGCGCUCUCGGGGACCAAAAUCGAUGGCCGUGAAUGGAUUUCCGAUUCGGCUUAUAUCUCAACGGGCACACCAAAGAACGUAACGCCCUCUGUUUUGCAUCCCACUCUUGCAACCGUCAGGUCCUUCAAUUAUCAGGUGAAGAAGCACUGCUACAGUGUUCCCGUGUAUCGCGGUGCAAAAUACUUGCUACGGUCUACGUUCUUCUACGGCGCUGUGAACGGUCCCGAUCACCCUUCCCCUCCGGUCUUUGACCAGAUCGUUGACGGAACACUUUGGACCGUGGUCAACACCACCGUUGACUAUGCCAAUGGAAACUCUACGCUCUACGAAGGGAUGUUCUUGGCUCAGGGCAAGAACAUGAGCUUCUGUAUUGGGUCCAAUAAUUACACGGAUUCUGAUCCCUUCAUAUCUGCUUUGGAGUUUCUGAUUGUUGGAGGUUCUCUUUAUAACACCACGGAUUUCACCAAAUUUGGACUUAGCUUGGUUGCAAGGAGCAGUUUUGGAUAUUCAGGAUCACCAAUUCGAUAUCCUGAUGAUCAGUUCGACCGGAUAUGGGAGCCUUAUGGGCAGGGUAACUCUACCAAAGCAAACACUGACAAUGUUUCUGUUUCUGGAUUUUGGAACCUUCCUCCUCUUAAAAUAUUUGAGACACACAUAGGAUCUGAUCAGUUGGAAUCAUUGGAACUGAGAUGGCCUCCGGCAUCACUUCCGAGCUCCAAAUACUAUGUCGCCCUAUACUUUGCUGAUGACGCUGCAGGAUCAAGAAUCUUUAACAUAAGUGUGAAUGAUAUAACAUAUUUCCGUGACUUGAAUGCCAUUUCAUCAGGUGUUGUUGUCUUUGCCAACCAGUGGCCUCUUUCUGGUCCUACAACUGUAACUUUGACCCCUACUGCUAAUUCAUCCUUGGGCCCCUUAAUCAACGCUGGCGAAGUUUUUGAGGUGCUGUCUCUCGGGGAAAGAACUUUAACUCGAGACGUUAUUGCUUUGGAAAGGAUAAAAAAGAGCCUCCGAAAUCCUCCACUUGAUUGGAAUGGUGAUCCUUGUAUGCCUCAGCAGUACGCGUGGACUGGCAUCACAUGUUCCACGGGUCCCCGCAUUCGAGUAGUGACUUUAAAUUUGACAAGUAUGGAGCUUUCAGGAUCUUUGUCUCCUUUUGUUGCCAAUAUGACAGCUCUGACUAAUAUCUGGCUUGGAAAUAACAGUUUGUCAGGGCACAUUCCUGACCUAGGUUCACUAACACUGUUAGAAACAUUGCACUUGGAAGACAAUCAAUUCGACGGAGAGAUUCCUUCAUCCCUAGGGAACAUCAGCACUUUGCAUGAAAUAUUUCUGCAAAACAAUAAUUUGACAGGUCAAGUUCCAUCAAACCUUAUUGGAAAACCAGGGCUGAACCUCAGAACGUCUGGAAAUAACUUCUUAUCAACUGCAUCAGCGCCAGCACCAGUACCUUGAGGAAUUUGCUCAGUGCCUUCUGUGGUCAAGAUCAAUACUCUUGUGAAGAACUUUUGAUUCAUUUUGUCCUUAGGUUUCUAAUUUUUGUGGAAAUGAUUUGAUUUCGACUCCUCAAACUGAAGAUCAAACUUCAUUUCAGCCUUAUCUUGUAUUCUUCGAGCUAGAUUCUCAAUCCGGUUGAAAAUUCGAAUCUUACCUGAAAAUUGUAUCUUAAAUAUCCUUGUAUAGGAAUUAUUCAUUAUUUUAUUCAAUAUUUUUUUAAGGUUGUCCAUGAGAUGCCAGUUUCCCAUACUUUGUAUGUCAUUCUGGUUUGUAUUCUGCUAAUUGUAGGGUACAACUUAGGGAACGGAUACUUAAGACACCCUAAACAACAGUGUAUAUGCUAUUGUGAAAGUAAAAAAUAGAGCCUGAGAUAUAGUUGUCUGGCA
Messenger RNA from Arachis duranensis, 2148 nucleotides. RefSeq names its product putative leucine-rich repeat receptor-like serine/threonine-protein kinase At2g14440. The transcript is spliced from 8 exons. Bases 176 to 1720 code for a protein of 514 amino acids. NCBI's taxonomy places the organism in Eukaryota, Viridiplantae, Streptophyta, Magnoliopsida, Fabales, Fabaceae. The record is from RefSeq and is a predicted model, not a curated record. Gene Ontology annotation, molecular function: protein binding.